Molecule: messenger RNA, 2746 nt
Organism: Cinclus cinclus
Lineage: Eukaryota; Metazoa; Chordata; Aves; Passeriformes; Cinclidae
Gene: SERTAD2
Product: SERTA domain containing 2
Exons: 2
Coding region: 23-967 (314 amino acids)
Cellular component (GO): nucleus
Molecular function (GO): transcription regulator activity
Source: RefSeq, a predicted model, not a curated record
GCCUCCCUCGGCUCCCAGAUAUAUGUUGGGGAAAGGAGGAAAGCGGAAGUUUGACGAGCAUGAAGAUGGGCUGGAAGACAAAGUGGUGUCUCCCACUGACGGUCCCUCUAAGGUGUCUUACACCUUACAGCGUCAGACUAUCUUCAACAUUUCCCUUAUGAAACUUUAUAACCACAGGCCAUUAACCGAGCCAAGCUUGCAAAAGACAGUUUUAAUUAACAACAUGUUGAGGCGAAUCCAGGAAGAACUCAAACAAGAAGGCAGCUUGAGGCCCAUGUUUGUGGCCUCUUCGCAGCCUGCCGACCCUCUCAGCGACAACUUCCGCGAGGCGCAGCCGGCGUUCAGCCACCUGGCCUCGCCGCCCCUGCUCCCCGCCGACUUGGUAAGUACUAUGCCCCUGGAGUCCUGCCUCACCCCGGCCUCUUUGCUCGAGGACGACACUUUUUGCACUUCCCCGGCUGUCCAGCACGAUGGUCCGACGAAGCCGCCACCUCCUGCUCUCCAACCAGUAAAGGACAGCUUCUCCUCAGCCUUGGACGAAAUCGAGGAGCUUUGUCCAGCACCUACCUCCGCAGAGGCAGUAGCAGCUGAAUCAGCAGCCGACGACUCUAAAGCCCAGCCCAGCGAGUCCAACAUUCAUAAGCCCGAGGGCCUCCCGGAGAGCAGAACGGCCGAAUCCAAACUCGUGGACCCCCUGCCUGGCAACUUUGAGAUCACAGCUUCCACAGGUUUCCUCACAGACUUGACCCUGGAUGACAUUCUGUUCGCUGACAUUGAUACGUCCAUGUAUGAUUUUGACCCCUGCACAUCUGCCACAGGGGCUGCCUCAAAAAUGGCUCCUGUCUCAGCAGAUGAGCUCCUAAAAACUCUCGCUCCGUACAGCAGUCAACCAGUAACUCCAAAUCAGCCUUUCAAAAUGGAUCUCACAGAACUGGAUCACAUCAUGGAGGUGCUUGUUGGGUCUUAAAAAUAUUAGAAAUAUAGCAACUUUUUUUUUGUUGUUGGGUUUGGUUGGUUGGUUGUUUGUUUUGGUUUUUUUUUUGGUUUUUUUUGUUUAUUUUUUUUUUUUUUAAUUUUCAGUACCAGUAUAUACUCUUGGUAGUAUUUCCAUAGUCCCUUCCAGCCCCGAUUCACAGCACUGUGCAUGCAUCCUUGCUUGCCUUUUUUGAAAAGAAAAGGAUCACACUAGUUUUUGCUUCGAGCAGAGUUGGAGUGCCUUCAUCCAUGUAUGACCACUUCUAAUGUAUUUUUUUUUAAAGUGGUUCCUCAAGGAAGACUGAAUAUCCUGGUAUAGGAAAGAAUAUGUAUUGUAGACAAUGUUAUGUUAUUACAAAAAAAAAAAAGUUUUAAAAAAAGGUAAAAGCUAAGCACAAGGAUUAUGUUGGGGAAAGCUGUAAAUUGCAUGUGCAUACUUGUCUAUUUUUUCUAUAAGUUUUAUUGCAAGAGGUAAAAAAUUUUAUUAUUUAGAUAAUCUCAAUACCAUUUUAGCCCUGUAUAGGUUGACUUUAGCAAUUCAGCCUUUUGGAGGCAUUAACCUGCUCCUCUUUAAGUGUUGCAUUUACAUGGCUGUUUAGAAACUGCUGCCCAAAUUUAUUUUAUAUUUUUGUACAGAUUCUGCAGUUUAUGGUAUUGUUUUUUCUAAAAACAAAUGCUGUUUAUACACACAAAAAAUAGCUAUUUUGAUAGGAUUUGCUCACAUAGUUCCUGCAUAAUUCAGAUGUACAAGAACCACUUGUACUUUUAUACAGAGUUGUAAUGUUUUAUAUGUGUAUGGUGCAAAGAGAAAAUUGGAUCAAAUAAGCCUGCAGUCGGUUUCCCUGAAUGCAAACAAACAAACAAACAAAAAAAAGUGCUUUAAGAAAGGGCUGGGAGCUGCUUCUGUCGGAGUUUCACAAGUGUUUGCUCCCUGCUGUACCCACUGCGCACUACUGUGAUUCCUGAAACUUAGAGCCAUGUCCUUUUCCAACACGUACGUGAAGCAGUUGGCAGGAAACAGUUGUGGAACUUCACCCCCGGCGGUCCUGAGCGCUGCCCCGGCCUCGGCUCCCGCCCCGGGGCCGGGCGCUGUCCCCAAGCCCCCGUCCCGCCCGACGCGGAGCCUUAACCCGGCGGAGAUUGGCACCUCCUCACCCGGAGCUCCUGGGAACGGUGUGAGUGGGAGCGACGUGCCCAGAGCCCACCGGGAGCCAGCCUCCUGCGGCUUCUCCCUGACUGACGGGCAGAGAGCGGGGCUGGGAGCAUCCGCUCGCCCUUUCUUGGAGCAUUUCUCCUCCCCUCUCCCACCUCACUGUGCUAAGUGCUGAAAAAGGCAGCUUCAGUAUUACUGCAGUGAAGCUCAUCUCGUACCUGCACUGGAUGGACUUGCUUUAAUAUCCAUUGCUGUUGAAACUGGAGCCAGUCUCGUGACAUCACUUGGCAUCUCGUAUAGAGUCGGGUUCUUGUAUCAACUGUGUUACCUGCUUUACACUUUAUAGACCCGUUUUACAAGGAGUAUACAGACACAGCUUUCUAUGCAUGGUCCCCUCCCCGUUACACCUGAGAAGUCUUCUUACUGCACCAAUAGCUUUUUUUUAAUUUUUUUUUUCCUAAGUUCGUUGUGGUGUACAUUUAAUUUAAAAAAAGAAAAAAAAGUUUGCAAUGUAUCAUGCCUAUUGCUGAAGUUGCUGUGGCAUUUUAGUUCUCCAAUGGUACUUUAGUUGUCGAGUGCCGGUUACAACCUGUAUUGUUGACAUGCCUAUGGCUUCUU